AUGGCGGAUACCACUGAUGCAUCGAGUGUGCAAUCCCCCGCAUCGCCCGCAUCGGGGUACAGCAAGCAUAUCGUGUUAACCACCUAUCCCGGCCAAAGCGGUAUCGACCCCGUUCCCCUCGAAUGGGGCGCUCCCGACGCCAAAUCCCGCGGCCCCGUCAUCGUCUCUCGCAGUGGGGGACUGCUCAAACGACGAAAUGCCAUGGGAGCUCAUGGCGGAAGUUACAGUAUCUACAAUGCUCUGGCCAUCGCAGCGGGCGAUCUCGAUCCCAAUUUCCGCCCGGACUUUCGGAACAGCGAACCGACGUUCAACUUCCCCUGGCAGCCAGCCUGGGCGGAUAAAACAAAGAUUGUCUCCAUGGACCCGUUUGGCCAUGAUAUCGUGAAUCAGUUUCGCGAGCAGCUGAACGCUGGCUGGGAUAUUCGGCCCACUAUGGCGGUCACGCGUGCGAAUAUGAAGCUCGCGGAGAUCGGGGAGGCGAUCAAGAACGGUCAGCUUGAUGUGGAUGGGUCUAUAGUGGUUGACGGUUCUGGAGAAGUCCGCGUCACCAAGGUUGCUGUCGAGCCGGUCUGGUAUCUGCCGGGUGUGGCAGAGCGGUUCGGCACGGACGAGGGAACAUUGCGUCGGACUCUCUUUGAACAUACCGGUGGGAGCUACCCGGAAUUGAUCACCCGGCCUGAUUUGAAGGUCUUCCUUCCCCCCAUUGGGGGGCUGACUGUCUACAUCUUCGGGUCACCGGAACGUGUGUCGGACGAGAAUGUGAGGCUGGCCCUGCGCAUUCAUGAUGAAUGUAAUGGGAGCGAUGUCUUCCAGUCCGACAUCUGUACAUGCCGGCCGUACCUGGCGUUUGGUAUCGCGGAAGCCAUCCGUGAGGCUCAGAAUGGUGGCAGUGGAGUUGUCAUCUAUUUCCGAAAGGAAGGACGUGCGCUGGGCGAAGUGAUCAAGUAUCUGGUAUACAACGCUCGCAAGCGAGGCGGAGACACGGCCGAUAAAUACUUUACUCGAACGGAGAACAUUGCGGGCGUGAGAGACAUGCGCUUCCAAGCUUUGAUGCCCGACAUUCUUCACUGGCUAGGCAUCAAGAAGAUUGACCGGAUGCUGUCCAUGUCCAACAUGAAGCAUGAUGCCAUCGUCCAGUCUGGGAUCAAGAUCAUUGAGCGUGUGCCCAUUCCAGAGGACAUGAUCCCGAAUGACUCGCGCGUGGAGAUUGAUGCCAAGAUCAACGCUGGAUAUUUCACCACGGGAAGGCAAUAUACGCUCGAGGAGUUGGCCGAGGUGAAGGGACGCGGCUGGGAGAAAUGGGAGGAUGUAACGGUGACAUUGAUUGACUAUACGACGACUUUCGUGCGAUCCUCUUACGACGAAGUCUGCAACGUGCAGGAGAAGAAGAAAUGGGUGCAAACGUCAUCUUGUUUGUUUAUUUGCAAUCAGCCUGAGUAG
This is a messenger RNA of Aspergillus clavatus NRRL 1, 1440 nucleotides long. Its product is annotated as putative GTP cyclohydrolase II. The coding region runs from base 1 to 1440 and encodes 479 amino acids. NCBI's taxonomy places the organism in Eukaryota, Fungi, Ascomycota, Eurotiomycetes, Eurotiales, Aspergillaceae. Gene Ontology annotation, biological process: riboflavin biosynthetic process. The record is from RefSeq and is a predicted model, not a curated record. The transcript has 4 exons. Gene Ontology annotation, molecular function: GTP cyclohydrolase II activity.